Messenger RNA from Octodon degus (degu), 3504 nucleotides. It is a transcript of the gene Exoc3l2, whose product is annotated as exocyst complex component 3 like 2. Lineage: Eukaryota; Metazoa; Chordata; Mammalia; Rodentia; Octodontidae. Gene Ontology annotation, molecular function: SNARE binding. The coding region runs from base 57 to 1505 and encodes 482 amino acids. The record is from RefSeq and is a predicted model, not a curated record. Gene Ontology annotation, biological process: exocyst localization; exocytosis. The transcript is spliced from 10 exons. Gene Ontology annotation, cellular component: exocyst.
CCCCCGGGGGCCUGGCGGGGCAGCUGGAGGCGCUGCGUGCGCGGCUGCUGGAGGACAUGGCCGUGGUGCGCGGCCGUCUAGCCCCCGCCUACCCCGCCGGCCUGGGCGCCUUUGGCGUCUACCUGCGCGGCUACCACGGCGCGCUGGCCGAAUGGCUGGGGGCCUCCGCCCGCCGCAGGCUGCCCCUGGCCGACCGCUACGCGCUACUGCACUGGCACAACCAGGUGUACCCCAGGGAGGUCCUAGGACUGGUAGACAUGGUCGCUCUGGAGAAUGGGGAGCUGGGGCCCCUUCUGUCUGCUGGAACUCUUCGGGGUCUGGAGGAUGAAUGUGUCACAGAUGUCAAGGCUCAGACUCGGGCUGCCCUGCUUCGGGUGCUGCAGGAGGACGAGGAGCACUGGGCGGACCUGGAGGACCAUCCCAGCAGUCUGGCCCAGGACGUGUGUGAGCUGCUGGAAGAGCACACGGAGAGAGCACCCCGCAUCAGCCAAGAAUUAGGGGAGCGCAUGGCACACUGCUGCCUGGGGGGGCUGGCAGAGUUCCUGCAGAGCUUCCAGCAGCGUGUAGAGCGAUUCCACGAGAAUCCGGGAAUCCGGGAGCUGCCACCUGACACCUACAUCAGCAGGACCAUUGCUCUGGUCAACUGCGGUCCCCCGCUGAGAGCUCUGGCCGAGCGCCUGGCCAGGGUGGGGCCCCCUGAAAGUGAGCCUGCCCGGGAAGCCUCGGCCAGUGCUCUGGACCGCGUGACCCGACUAUGCCACCGAGUCCUGGCUGACCUGCUGUUCCAGGAGCUACAGCCGCACUUCAACAAGCUGAUGCGCCGGAAGUGGCUGAGCAGCCCGGAGGCGCUGGACGGCAUCGUGGGCACCCUGGGCGCGCAGGCGCUGGCGCUGCGUAGGAUGCAAGACGAACCUUACCAGGCACUGGUGGCCGAGCUGCACCGGCGAGCGCUGGUAGAGUACGUGCGGCCGCUGCUCCGCGGGCGUCUGCGCUGCCGCUCAGCGCGGACCCGCACCCGUGCGGCCGGGAGGCUCCGCGAGGAUGCGGCGCAGCUGCAGCGGCUGUUCCGGCGGCUGGAGUCCCAGGCCUCGUGGCUGGAUGCCGUGGUGCCACACCUGGCGGAGGUGCUGCAGCUGGAGGACACGCCUAGCAUCCAGGUGGAGGUGGCCGUGCUGGUGCGCGACUACCCCGACAUCAGAUCCUCUGUCCCCAGGCGGAAGCAUGUGGCAGCCCUGCUGGACGUCCGUGGCCUGCACAGCACAGCUGCCCGGCAGGAGAUCCUGGCCGUGGCCCGGGACCUGGAGCUGUCUGAGGGUGGAGCGCUGCCGCCCCCUCGGGACCGUGCUUUCUUCUCUGACAUCCCAGUGCCUCGCCCAUCCUUCUGCCUCGGCCUCCCACUCGUGCUGGGCCGCCUGCCCCUGUCCCGGCUGGCCAGGCCCAAUUGGGCCUGUCUGCCCCUACGGCCUAGGCCCCCAUUGCCACAGAGGCCCCGGGCCCAGCGCUGAGGGUCUCCCAGCUCUGUGCCUCAGUGUCCCCAACUUGCUGCUGAAACCCCCCACCUGCCCUGUGGCUCUGUGCCUAGGACACAGAGCUUUGCAGGGCAGGAUCCUUAGGGGUCACUUUGCCCAUCCCCAGACUCCCCUGCAGGACACAAAAGCCAGCAGGAGCGGAGGUUCCCAAGGCCGCAGAGCCACUCCUGGCUCCUCCCUCUCCAUGGCCCAGGGUGGCGGUGGCGGAGGCAGCGGCGGUGGUGCAGUAUUCUGGAAGCUCAACAGAAACAUCCCUCCCACCCCGCCAUCUCAAGGUCUGGCCCUGAUCCAACGUAUUAAGGAAUGUUCGAUACUUAGAAUAAAGAGGUCUCUAUUUAACACUAGGAAGGGCUGAGUCCCACAUGUAGGGGAGGAAGGACGGGGACAGGGCCCCAGGCCAAGUGCUCCUCACCGCCCAAGGCCAGGCUGGGCCCAGAGCUGGCUGCCCAGGGCAGAGGACAGCUCCCAACAGCCCCUUCACACUAGGUCUCUGGGGCUGUGUGGCUCUGAGGCAGGGCCUUGGCCACUCUGAGCCAGGGACUGUCACUCUGUCCUUCUUCCCUGGGCCUGGGGGCUCCACUUGGCUUGGCCUCCCCAUCCAUCCUCAGCGGGAAGCCGAGUCCAGAGAGAGGAAGGAGGUUGGGGGUAGGGCUGGCGGCAUCCAGGGCGCCCUCCUGGGUUGACACAGGAAAAUCUCAGGGUGGGAAAAUUUCCAGCCUCUCACCCCCAGCCUCUCCGGAUCCUGGUCCCCAUGGAGACCUGGAGGUCACCUCCCUGCUGACCCCUGCCCCUCCGGCCUCCACUGGACAGCACAUGAUGGAUGCUUCCUGGCCUGUGUUGUGUUUUAUUCUUCUCCCUGAGAAGUCAGAAAGAGGAGGCAGCCAGGGGUCAGCACUGGGGCUGUGGCCGAAACCUCAAGCACGCAUCCACCCACGUGCUCAGCCUCGGGGCUGUGCUGUGUGGCCCUGGGCAGGAAGUUGGCCCUCUCUGGGCUGCCAUUCCUUCCCUUUCUGGCCUUUGUCCUUUACCCCCUAAAGGGACACUUCCUAUGUCUUUGAUGUGCAGAAUAGCAGAGGAGUGGGGAAUAAGGAUUCCCAGCGACUUGCAUAAUGACAGGUGUAAUCUGAUGGGCUCUUUUCAAACUGUGACCCCUUAUUCAAAAUCAGCUUUAUCAAACUAUAAUUUCCAUAGCAGAGAACCUGUUCACUUCGAGUGUGUCAUUCAAGCCAGGCUUGCUGGUGCCAGUUUAUUAAUCUCAGCACUCCGGAGGCUGAGGCAGGAGACCUCUGUGACUACGCGAGGCCAGCCUGGGCUGUAUCAUGAGUCUAAGGCCAGCCUGCGCUACACAGCAAGACCUGUCUGAAAAAAAAAAGAAUAUAAAUAGAUAAAGUGACCAUUCAACAGCCCUUCUUAUUAAAUAGGCCAGCCCUGUGUCACUAAGCUACAUCCCCAGGCCUCUUUUUAAAAAUUCUUACUUUUCUCUAUGUUUUAUUGGAGAUGAAACCCCAAGGGUGCUCCACCGACAGAGACGUGUCUUCAACUCUUUUUUGUUUUUAGUUUUUUGAGACAGGGCCUUACUGCAGCCCAGGCUGGCCUUGAACUCACAGCGGUCCUACUGCCUCAGCCUCCCAAGUGCUGAGAUUACAGGCAUGUGUCACCACGCCCAGCAGACGUCUUUCAGUCUCACAGUUGUCCAGCCAUCACUCGUACCAAUCUGAGGACGUUUUCACUACCUAAAAAUAAGCCCCGCCACGUAGCCAGCGCCCCCUGCUCCUCCAGCCUACCCGCCACCCCCAGGCUCUGGCAGCCACCGCUACCUUUUGCCUCCAGUGGACACUUGCCUAUUGUGAGCCGUUCGUGUAAACGGAUCAUCUGGUGUGUGUUGUUUUGUUUCUGGCUUUGGCCGUGAAGUCUGAAGCUUCGAGCAGAAGUGCUUAGUUUUUAUUGCUGAGUAAUAUUCCGUGGUAUGGAUGUA